CAUGACCGUACUUCACACCUCCAGUUUCACUUCUCAACAGCUGCUUUUAGAAUAAGUCUUCUUUUAAUGCUAGUCUUCUGGCUUUUUCUAGAAUUGGUCUGAAAGACAAGAGAUCUUGUUUCUAUUUGUCCAUGGAGUUCCCAUUUUUUCAUGGAAAGAUAUCAAGAAAAGCAUGUGAAGAACUGCUGUGCAAGAAAGGACAGAAUGGUAGUUAUUUAAUACGAGAGAGUGAAAGUGUGGCUGGAGCCUUGUGUCUGUGUGUUUUCUUCGAAAAAGUCAUCUACACUUAUCGGAUCUUCAGGGAAUAUGAAGGAAAUUAUAAAAUACAGACUUCUGAAGGCGUUCCAGAAAAGGUCUUCAGAACGCUGAAGGAUUUAAUAUAUAACUAUGAAAAGCCAAACCAAGGGCUAGUCACAAAGCUUCGCUACCCAGUCAAGAAAACAAGCUCCUCACGAAGAAGCCAGAAGCUCAAGUUAGGAAAUGAUGACAUUUAUGAUGAAAUUGAUGAAAGUGAUUAUGUUGAUGUCUUACCUUGAAUGAUCUGCAACCUGAUGAAUUGGAAAGACUCCAUCUUAGGCUGUGCCACAGCACAUCAACUGGAGAGAGUUAACAGUUGGACAUUCAAAGCUAUGUAUCUGUACCUCUGGAAUUAGUGCUUUUUGUAGAUUAACAGAGCAACUGCAUUUUGCCCCAGUAGAUCCAGCUCAAAGUACUAUGUAUUUUUUGUGCAUCAUUAAAAGAAUUAGUUUUCCUGACAUGUGGAUAAUUAUAUGGGGGAAAGGGUGUGCGUACUUAUUUGCUUGUGUAUUUGUUGUUGUUUUUUUUUUAGCAAACUUUCCAAGAUGCCUAUUGCUGAAACAUACAAUCUGUUGUUUUAUAAAUCAUAUAUGUAAAGACAACUGUGAAGUAGAUGGGGCGAGGCUCUCUUCAGUGGUGUCUAGCAACAGGACAAGGGACAAUGGGCAGAAACUGGAACAUGGAAAGUUCCAUAUGAACAUGAGGGAGAUCUUUUAUACUUUGAGGGUGACAGAGAACUGGCACACGCCGCCCAGAGAGGCAGGUUUCUUCUCAGGAGAUAUUCAAGACUUGUCCGGAUGCUUUCUUGUGCAACCAGCUGUAGAGAAGUGCUUUAGCUGGGGUUUGGACUCAUGGGUGUCCAACCUUUUGGAGUGCCUGGGCCACAGUGAGUGAAGAGGAAUUGUCUUGGGAAGCAUGUAA
Messenger RNA from Lagopus leucura (white-tailed ptarmigan), 1218 nucleotides. RefSeq names its product SH2 domain containing 1B (gene SH2D1B). Bases 132 to 536 code for a protein of 134 amino acids. NCBI's taxonomy places the organism in Eukaryota, Metazoa, Chordata, Aves, Galliformes, Phasianidae. The record is from RefSeq and is a predicted model, not a curated record. The transcript is spliced from 4 exons.